GCGAAAUUCAAGUGGAGGUCAGGAAGUGAAAACGCAAUCAUUCAUCAACGCAGGAAUCAUGGAGGACACCGACUAUGUCAAACAAUUAAAUGAACCUGCACGCCGCAGAUAUCGGGAAAAAAUCACAGCACACAUCGGAUACGAUCCAUAUCAGCUGAAAAAAAAACGACUUUUCUCGUGAUUUAUCCGAUUUGCCCGCUGUUGAGGCGAUGGAUAUCACCAGCUACCUCGUCCUUCAUACCUCCUACUACACGGCUAGCCAGAUGAAAGCGUAUAAAAGCCUGGAAGCUUUCAAUUACUUCGUGUGUGGAUGGGUGAAUGACCUCGGCACCAAAGAGGCAUUAAACAAAUGUCGCCUUGUUUUUGCCCGGGUCAACCAUUCCCAGAGGUCUGGAGAAACACCAUUAAAAACGUGGAUUGUAGCUAAAGAAGAUGGAGAGGUUGUUACAGCACACUGUAACUGUAUGGCUGGUUUGUCAGAAUCCUGCUCACAUGUUGGAGCAGUUCUGUUUGCAAUCGAAGCAGGUGUGAAGAUGAGAGAGACUGCAUCCUGCACCACUGAGAAGUGCAAGUGGCUAAUGCCAUCACAUGUCAAAAAGGUAUUCAGACCCCAGUGAUUCCUGCUGCUCCAGUUGCGAUGAUAGACUUUUCAUCCGCAAAAUCCAAAAAGCAAAAACUGGAUGAUGCCAUUGCUGGAAGGACAGCAGUAUGAAGGAGUACAAAGUCUGCACCACCAGGGUUUCAGCUGUAAAGACAGCGGGCUUUGGCUGAACCCUCAAUGGCCAUACAUGGGAGCGUCGCCAGACGGAUGUGUCACGUGCACCUGCCAUGGAACUGGUAUCUGUGAGAUAAAGUGCCCACACAGCAAACAUGAGGAGGCCAAUCUUCGCCUGUGUGCUGGAGAACAGGGCUUCUGUCUCGUCAACGAUGGAGGCACUGUGAAGCUGGACAGGAGACAUGCCUACUACCAUCAAAUACAGGCUCAGCUCCACCUCGUUGAUGUUGACUACUGCGACUUUGUUGUCUGGACUAAAAAUGACCUAUUUGUAGAGAGAAUUGUGCGUGAUGUGGACCUGUGGGACAACAUCAUUCCCAGAGUUGAGCGUUUCUUCAGACUAUGUGUUCUCCCUGAAGUGUUGGGACAGCAACUUACAAGGGGAAAGUUUCAGUUGCAAGAUGAUCAGGAGGGAGAGAAGGCGUGAUUACCAGCACCUGUGGUCUGUCCUGGUCCCGGAAGUUGUGGUUCUCUCCUUGUUGCAUUAUUAUUACGUGCCGUAGUGGGUGCUGGUGUUUGGGUGUGUGUGGGUGUCUUUUUCUCUCUCCCUCUGAUCUCCCCAGGUGCUCCCAAUCUCCAAUCAGCGCCUCCAUAUAGGACAUGAGGAAGGUUGCAGUCGCUCUCCCCUUAUCUUAAGCUUUGUUUGACAAGUUGGCUGGUGAGCCCUUUUUCGUUGUGUUAAUUAAAAGACCACUUUAUGGCGUCAGAGAUCAGUUUCCUCUCCGCCGGUUAUGUUGUGUGUCGCUACUUCCCUUUGUACCCCUAUAUUUACAAGGGAACGUAACAUUUGCACAGUGGCAGCUCUUUAACCUGCAUUACAGCACCUUCAUAUUCACUGACCACACUCACUAGAGGAAGUAGGGCUGUGUGAUAUAUUGCUAUUGUAAAAAAGAUGUUUACUGAAAAGAUUAAAUGAUACUAAGACUGAAUAA
Molecule: messenger RNA, 1707 nt
Organism: Gymnodraco acuticeps
Lineage: Eukaryota; Metazoa; Chordata; Actinopteri; Perciformes; Bathydraconidae
Exons: 7
Coding region: 681-1202 (173 amino acids)
Molecular function (GO): zinc ion binding
Source: RefSeq, a predicted model, not a curated record